AGGCUGUGGGACCUCGAAACAAGGAUGGGUGAAACGGGUGAUGUGUGAAAGUGUCAGAAGCCCCGGGCAGGCUUUUCACUCGUUUAUUGUGUGUUUAUAAAUACAACAGAAAAGGUCAACCGGGCCUGUGUCGGUCUUUGCUCCCAGAGCUCUCAUUAACUGUUGUGAUUUCGGGCAGGCAGCCAGCCUUGGUGUCCUUUGGCUUACCGAUCUCAUAAAUAUAAUACACUAUUUGCAGAGCGUUUUGCACAAUUAAUAUUUAAUUGUAAAGUUCCACGAGAUACCAGCUAAAUACUGUGUCGAGUAAAAUAUUUGCAGUAGGUAUGCAAAACCUACUUUGACAUGCAUGCAAAUUAAAAAUAAACUUAAGAUCCAGGCUGUAGCGCCUCAGGGUGAAUGUUUUGCAUCUGAUGCUUUACUGCCCUACGGGAGGAAUCUGCUGAAAAGAGGACCUGUGGCCGGAACUGCUCCUUGCUACACUCAGGUGGCAGCGAUGCAGCAGAGUAGACCAGAAUGACAGGAGGCAGCCCCUGGGACAGUUGUACCCUGUGCUCAGUAGCUCUUUUUCUAGUACACAGCUGGGUGAAAUCCCCGUUCCAUUUUGAGCAGUAGCGUCUUGAUCUGACUGAAUUUUGCAGGGAGGCUUAGUUCUUUUUAAGCACAGCUUUCAUGAGAGGAAAGGCAAUCACAGUGUUUGUAGGGAUUCUCCAUGGUGAAGAUGGUCAGCCAUGGAAAACAUAUUGCAAUAAUAAUCCAACAGCUUGACAAAUUUAACCCUGAAAUUCAGAGCAUGGAGGAUUUCUUGAAUGAAUCAGCUAAACUGUUGAAGACUCUUAACGUGACAGAACAAGAAUUUGUGUUGGAUACACUAGCUGGAUGCAUAAAAUAUAAAUCCUUAUUGGAUGUAGUAGUCAAUGCCUUUUUUGUUCGGGAUGGGAGAUACUGCCUGAUUGCUGAGCGUAACCUCUAUAUAGUUAUUUGUUACCUGGCUACUUUUCAACUAGAAGAGCUCGGUCUCCAGCACUUCAGCAGAACUGUGAAAUCUCUGGACACUGCAAAAAUGCAAAAGUUUCUUAGAUUCUUCUUCAAUCCCUUGUAUCUGAACACGUGGAUAAAAGAUGAAUGGAGCCGGUUCUACAAUUCACUGUAUGUAAAGGAGAACUGGAUUGAUCCACUGCUGAGAUGGCAGCCAAAAGUACAGCAACUGAUUGAGCAGCUCACAGAUAAGUUAAGUAACCGCACCACCACUGUGAAGACUUCAAUGGUCACUCAGCCGAAGGAAUUCAAUUUGACAGUACCCAAACCACGUGCCAUUCCCAUACCUCUGCCGAUACCAGUACUGGAAAAAGGGCUGCCUGUUCCUCCAAGCACCUACAAAUCUCCAAAGGAAAAAAAGCAACUAGAGCAAAUCAGAACCCAAAAUCGCCGAAAAGCAGAAGAUCUGCUCCUGAAAGCAAAUGCUGACCGGUUCAAGUGUGCAAUCAUGAAGUCUGAAAAGGCAGAGAACAUGCAGUAUGAAGACAGUAUGAAGAGUAAAUUUCAGGCUCGAAAGGUCCAAAGGAAGAUUGACAAUAUACCUAUUAAAUUAAAUGCUGCAGCUAUUUUAAGAGAAGGUGCCCUCUAUCAGCGGAAAAUGGAACAGGAGCUCAAGAGAAUUGAAAAUUUGCUGCAAGGGGCUGGAGACCCAUCUGAAUUCUUGGAAUGGCAAAAACAGAUGCGUGACAAAGAUCUGGAAGAACAGCUGGCUGAAAUAGAGUAUAGGAGGCUUCAAGGAAAACUGAGUUAUGAAGAGGCAGUUCUAGCCCAUCAGAAUGUAAUUCAAGAAAAUAAGAAGAAAGCUGAUCUAAUGAGAGAAGAGAAAGCAGAUCUGAUGCACCAGUAUGAAGAGAAACGUCUGCAGGAACAGCAAGAAGUGAGAGAUCUGGUGGAGCAGGUCACAGAAGGACACAAGAAUGCAAAGGAGGCAAAAAUAAAGCUGCAGAAGUACAAACAGGAGAUAGUUCAGAAAGUUUGUGAAGAAAAGGAAGAACUUCGUCGGCAAGCCUUAGAAGAAGAUGAGGAGAAGCUCAGGAAAAGAUCUGAACUGAUUCAACAAAUACGACUUAUUGGGUCCUUACCAAGCAUUAGACACAAGUUUGUUGAUUUAACAGAGACUGGUGGCCACGGUUUAACUUGUGAAAUGUCAAUAGUGGAACUACGUGAACGCCUCGCUCUGCUCAGAGAAGAACAGAAGGCGGCAGAGGAAGAGAAGAGAGACCGGAUAAUUUAUGAAAAACAAGCUAAGGAACAACUUCUUCUAGACAAACUGGACCAGAUUUUGGUAUUCAGAGCAGAACUCAGCCGAGCAGCUGCUUUAAAGAAAGAAGAAGAGAAAGGAAAGCCCCAGUCUGGUGAAAGGCCUGUGAAAGAUGAGCGCAUUUUAAACCUGCAGAAGAGGAUUGUAGAAAAAAAAAUGGAGCGUAAAAAGCAAGAAGGACUCUCAAAGAUUACCCCCCAGAAAAGCAGCAUCGCAUCAAGGAAGGACACUUUCCAAUGGAACCAUUGGAAUGAACUGGAAGACAGUCGGGAAAGACAGUUCAAGAUCUUUCAGCAUGGCUUCAUGGCCAGAGAAACAGCUCAGAAAAUGUCUGCCUAUGAGGAAGCAAGAAGUGGAGCCAAAGUCUGUAUAUUGCACUCUGAAGUAAAAUAAACUACAAAUUCUGGCCUCCUGGAAAUCUACCAGUGUGCCUGUUUACUACAAGGUUGGAUUUUACUCUUUAUUUCAACUUUUUAGUGUGAUGAGAAAAAUUUGGAUCAUACAGGCACAACAGAAUAAAAAUGCAUUCAUUUUUUUGUAAUAGAAUUUUAUUUUUAUGCUAUAAUGAUACUUUUUUAUUGUUAGAAUCAAAAGCUUCAAGAAACCAAAACCUUACCAUUACAGCUUGUACAGCAGAAUGGCAAAAACGUGGCUAAGAAUGCUGAGAUCUGUAUUUCUGUUAUCAUUGUGUCCUGUGCCAUGGAGUUUGCUAUGCUCAUUUUUUGAAAGAAUAAAAAUGAGGGCAAAACCCAAGCAACAUUUGCUUACAUAUGCUUCUUCAGAAGGUAUGGGCAGCUGAAGUUCCUCACAAGUCUUCUAACAGGACAGUAACUGUGUAAGAGGAUGAUCAGUUUCAACACUGAUUUUAGAGGAUGAGGAAAGAACUGUUUAGAAGGUUUAGAUGAUGUAACAGCUUCCAGGAGCCAGAGGCUAGAUUCAGUCACCCAGAAAGAGUACUAUCAUGGAUAUGAAUCUCUGCAGACUUUAAAAGCAGAAAGAGAACAUAACAUUGUUUGAUCUCUUUAGGGAGCUGCUUCCAGAAAAAGUCAAAAUUCUCUUACUCACCUAAAAGAUAAUUUGUCCUCUACACAAUUUCUAAAUUGUGUAAAACAGCCUUUAAAUCACAAGACUUACUCUAGGCACCAAGGCAAGAAGGAUAUAAAUCCAAAUGAAUAUCUGCACAGCAGUAUGGCUAUAUGAUAUAUUUCUGUUUUAUCUCAAUGCCAGUUACUACGUGUUUAACUAUGGCUAUUGCAAAUAUUUAAAUUGAAGGAAAGUGUAGCUGACAUUAGUCGGGCAGCUGCUUUUAAUGCUCUCACAAUAGUGAGAAAUGUAAUUCUCACUUUUUACUAAAGGAAGUCUAAUGGAAUUCUUUUGUUGCCAUCUAGCUGUGAAGAUCACUUCCACAAUCCGCAAACUGAUAACAUGCUGUAUAUUUUAAUCAAAGUAAAUGCGAUGUAGGGCUUACGUUCCAUAGGAAGAGUUAAAGAACACAGGAGAGAGAAAAGAAAGAAGCACAGCAAGGGAACUACAGAGAAGAGGGAACUACAACCCAGUGUCUAGUAGGGGAUUGCAAUAGCUUAAAUCAAUAAACUCUUGGUGGCAGGGA
Pezoporus occidentalis (night parrot) is the source of this 3905-nucleotide messenger RNA. RefSeq names its product cilia and flagella associated protein 99 (gene CFAP99). The coding region runs from base 710 to 2689 and encodes 659 amino acids. The transcript is spliced from 16 exons. Lineage: Eukaryota; Metazoa; Chordata; Aves; Psittaciformes; Psittacidae. The record is from RefSeq and is a predicted model, not a curated record.